This is a messenger RNA of Sporothrix brasiliensis 5110, 432 nucleotides long. Its product is annotated as AP-2 complex subunit sigma-1. The coding region runs from base 1 to 432 and encodes 143 amino acids. The record is from RefSeq and is a predicted model, not a curated record. Lineage: Eukaryota; Fungi; Ascomycota; Sordariomycetes; Ophiostomatales; Ophiostomataceae. Gene Ontology annotation, molecular function: clathrin-cargo adaptor activity. Gene Ontology annotation, biological process: protein transport; clathrin-dependent endocytosis. Gene Ontology annotation, cellular component: AP-2 adaptor complex; intracellular membrane-bounded organelle. The transcript has 2 exons.
AUGCUGUCCUUUAUCCUCAUCCAGAACCGGCAAGGCAAGACACGGCUGGCAAAAUGGUACGUGCCGUACACCGACGACGAGAAGAUCAAACUUAAGGGCGAGGUCCACCGUCUCGUGGCGCCGCGCGACCAAAAGUACCAGAGCAACUUUGUCGAGUUCCGCAACCACAAGGUUGUCUACCGGCGGUACGCGGGCCUCUUCUUUUGCGCCUGCGUCGACACCAACGACAACGAGCUGGCGUAUCUCGAGGCGAUCCACUUCUUUGUCGAGGUGCUCGACGCCUUCUUCGGCAACGUGUGCGAGCUCGACCUGGUCUUCAACUUUUACAAGGUGUACGCGAUCCUCGACGAGGUGUUUCUGGCGGGCGAGAUUGAGGAGACGAGCAAGCAGGUAGUGCUCACGCGGUUGGAGCACCUGGACAAGCUGGAGUGA